AUGAGCGAAAUCGGAUCUUCAGUUCCGGUGAAUGAAAAUAGACCUCUUUUGACAGAAGACGAGGUUGAGGCGCAGGCAAACUCAUCUACGGUGUGGCCUCUGAGCCGCAUCAGGGUAGCAAGAUGCGAGUGGAAGCUCUGGGGUUCGUUGGCAUUUAUUUUUGGGGCUUCAGCUUACAUCUACUCAUUUUCAAGGGUGAUGAAGGAUUCGUUUGUACUGUCUAGACAGCUACCCAUUGCCAUUUCGUUUCUCAAGACAUGCUUUGUCCUCCCGAUAUCGGUUAUUGUUACCGGGAUUGUGCAGAAGCUCUUGGUGACACGGACGAUAUCGAAGGUCUUCGACUACACGCUGAUUGCAUUUUCGUUUCUCUACCUUUUGAUUGGGAUGGUCCUCCUUCCCUUCGCAGAGAAGAUCCAGCCGGGACUUUAUUUCUCUCGGGACAUCUUUGCAGACGACAAGAUGGCAUACAAGGGAUUUGAGUUUCUGUUUGCAAUCUUCCUGAUAUUCAACGAGUGGACGACAAGCUUUGUCUAUGUAUGUGCGGAGCUGUUUGGGUCGCUGGUGGUGCAGUUUAUGUUCCUAGCAUUUGCAAACGAGGCGCUUACGAUCAGGCAGUCUACGAGGAUGAUGCCACUGUUCUAUGUGAUCUCCAACAUCCUUCUUCUGCUGUCGUCUGAAAGCACGAGCUUCUACUCGAAAAAAGUGAGGGAGUGGGACUACAAGAAGACAUGCUUGAUCACAAACUCCUUCUUUGCUGUGUUCGGAGCCAUGAUAGCUGUUACAUAUUUGGUGAAGAAGUAUGCAGAGAACACGAUUCUUAAGAAGCAGCUUUUUAUCCGGACUGAGGGAGUUGCCAAGAAGAAGGGACGCAAGUCUUCUGCUGGCUUUUCCGAAAGCAUGAAGCUUAUGGCGCAGUCGAAGUUUCUGGUUGCCAUGGUGAUGAAUGCCCUUUUCUACUAUGCAGGCACCAACCUCAUUGAGUCUUCGUGGAAAAACGGAAUAAGCGUUGCAGCAGAUGCCAACAACAUGGAGAAGAGAGCAUACUCGGCCUCGAUUGUGUCUGGGGAGCAACGUGUUGUUGGGGCUCUGGUUGCAAUAAUACUGCUGACGCCCAUAUCCACCCUUGUUCAGACACACGGAUGGAUAACCAUGGCAAUUGUUCCUCCACUAGUCACAUUAGUGUCUUCUCUGGUGAUAUUUGGAUCGGCAUUCUUCAACUACUCGAAUUAUCCGGAGGGGAAGACAAGCGUGAUCCUUUCCUCACUGGUCAAGGGAUAUAAGCCAAACUUCUAUCUAGAAUGCAACAUAGGGAUCUACUGCGUGAGCGGAAUGAAGAUUGCUAAGUAUGCCUUCUACGAUAUUUCAAAGGAGGCUAUUUCCCUUCAAAUUGACCCUCUAUACAGGCCUAGACUGAAGGCCGUCUAUGAUGGACUCUGUGGCAAGCUUGGGAAAUCAAUAGGAUCGCUCUACGCAAUGUUUUGGUCUGUGAUGGGAUACAACGAUGUGAGGGCUGCUGCACCGAUUACCCUUGGAAUGUGGCUGAUAAUAUCGCCCAUCUGGAUAUACUCAGUUAUAUACCUGAACAGGAAGUACAACCAAUCCAUCCAGACUUCAUCCCCAAUUGAUCUCGAUCUUUUCUCUGGUAAAAAGGAUCUUGAAUAA
Molecule: messenger RNA, 1662 nt
Organism: Encephalitozoon cuniculi GB-M1
Lineage: Eukaryota; Fungi; Microsporidia; Unikaryonidae
Exons: 1
Coding region: 1-1662 (553 amino acids)
Biological process (GO): nucleotide transport
Cellular component (GO): membrane
Molecular function (GO): ATP:ADP antiporter activity
Source: RefSeq, marked provisional